Messenger RNA from Ruditapes philippinarum (Manila clam), 3173 nucleotides. RefSeq names its product probable RNA-binding protein 19. Gene Ontology annotation, molecular function: RNA binding. Lineage: Eukaryota; Metazoa; Mollusca; Bivalvia; Venerida; Veneridae. The record is from RefSeq and is a predicted model, not a curated record.
AUGAAAAUGAAGAGGUGAAGACAGAGAAGAAAAAGACAGCCACUGUGAAAGGUUUAUCCGAUCUUGAUUAUCUAAAGUCUAAAGUUACCAGUAAAGAUACAGGGGGAAUGGAUGAUUCUGAUUAUGAUGAAGAUAACAAUGAGGACAACAAUGAUAACAUGGUCUCUACAAAAAAGCUGAAAGACAAGAAAAAUGAGGAAGAGAAGAAAACUCUGUUUAUGUUGAAAAUGAAAGGCAUCCCUACAAAAUGUGGAGAGAAAGCUGUACGAGAAUUUUUCAAUCCAUUAAAACUAGCAAAGUUGCAUGUUGCUAAAAAUGCUGCAAAAAGACCUAUUGGUAUAGCCUAUGUAGGAUUUGAAACAGAGAGUGACCUUGAUCAAGGGUUGAGAAGGAACAAGAACUUUAUAGGAGGUAAAAGAAUAUUUCUGAAGAAAUGCGACCAGGAACAAGAAGAUAUACCUGAGACAGAGAAGCCGCGGCCCUGGGAAAUUAAAAAUGAUUCAGAAGAUUGUGAAGGUAUAGCAGAGACAGGGAGACUUUUUAUCAGAAAUUUAUCCUACUCUUGUACAGAAGAAGAUUUGGAGAAGGAGUUUAAAAAAUUUGGUCCCUUGACAGAAGUAAAAUGUCCUGUGGACUCGCUAACUAAGAAGGUGAAGGGAUUUGCGUUUAUUACCUAUAUGAUGCCGGAGCAUGCGGUCAAGGCUUAUAGUGCCUUAGAUGGCAAAGUUUUUCAGGGAAGAAUGUUACAUAUUUUACCAGCAAAGGAGAUGAAAGAAACAGAAGAAGAGAGUGCAGAAGGGUCAUCUUACAAGAAAAAGAAAAGUGCAAAAGACAAAGCAAAUGCGACAAAGUCGUUUAAUUGGAAUUCCUUAUUUCUUGGGGCCAAUGCAGUGGCUGAUGUUCUAGCUGAUAAAUACAAGACCAGUAAAAGUGAUAUACUUGAUACAGAAUUAAAAGGUAGUCUUGGAGUAAGACUUGCUCUUGGUGAAACACAAGUUGUCCAGGAGACAAGGGAUUUCCUUACAGACAAUGGCGUUGCAUUGGAUAGUUUUAGUCAGCCCAAUGCACCAAGAAGUAAAACAGUAGUACUUGUAAAAAACCUUCCAGCAAAGACAGAUAUUUCAGAAAUUGAGACAGUAUUUUCACCGUAUGGAAGUCUGGGCAGAGUUUUGUUACCUCCCUCUGGUAUAACUGCCAUUGUAGAAUUCCUUGUACCAACUGAAGCAAAGACUGCAUUUACUAAAUUAGCAUAUAGAAAGUUUCAUCAUGUACCAUUAUUCUUGGAAUGGGCUCCAAUGGAAGUGUUCUCCACACCACCACCUGACAGAUCUAAAGAAACAACUCAAGUAAAGGAUGGGGGUGACCAGGAGAUGGGAAAGAAUACAGAAAUAAAGGAAGAAAGUAAAAGUAGCAAGAAAGACAGUGAUGAUAGUGACGACGAUGAAGAAGAUGAAGUCAGGAGUGUUUUAUUUGUGAAAAAUCUUCACUUCGACACAACAGAUGAAAAUUUAAAACAACAUUUUAGUGAGUGCAAGGGUUUUAAAACUGCCAAUGUGGCAAAAAAGAAAGACAUGAAAAGACCAGGACAGACAUUGUCAAUGGGUUAUGGUUUUGUGGAGUUUAUAACAGACAAUGGGGCACAAGAGACUAUCAAAAAUAUGCAGCAUACCAGCCUUGAUGGUCACUCACUGGAACUGAAGGUCUCAAAUCGUACCACUGCAAGUACUACAAAUGAUAAAAAUACAACAAAGAAACAGAAAGAAAAGAAACAGAGAAGUACAAAAAUUUUAGUGAGGAAUAUACCUUUUGAGGCAAAACAGCAUGAAGUUGUUGAGUUGUUCAAGGUAUUUGGAGAGUUGAAGAGUGUAAGGCUGCCGAAGAAGAUGGGAGGUACAGGGUCACAUAGAGGCUUCGGUUUUGUUGACUUUCUUACAAGGCCUGAUGCUAAGAGGGCAUUUGAGUCACUUUGUCACAGCACUCAUUUGUAUGGAAGAAGGCUGGUUCUAGAAUGGGCAGAUAGUGCUGAAGAUAUUGAUGAUAUUAGAAAACGGACUGCUGAACAUUUCCAUCCUGAUGCUGAAUAUGGUGGAAAAAAGAAAUUCACAAAAGCUGGUUUGAAAGAAAGCUUGGAUAUGGGCAUGGAUGAAUGAAUAAAAGGAGAAUCUGGACUUGCAUCAAGAAAUGAAGACUGUUUAAAUUUGUUAAAUUAUUUGUUGUCAAAUAGUUACUCUGUUAUUCUUGUUAUUUGGAUUUUAUUGUUAUGGACUUUAACAUCAUGUUAAUCAUGCCACUGGGAUCAUUUGAUUUAGAGAGACUUAAGUAGGAACAACAUUUUUAUGUCUUCUUUUGUUAAAUUGCAAUACACAGAGCUUUAACUGAUAUUUGGCAUGUAGCAUUGCCUUGUGAACUUCUACAAAAGUUGAAUAAAGCCAAAAGUGGAUCGCCAUGGGGGUUCACUUGAUUUAUACUGUAUAUACAUGUAAAAUAGAGAUGUAUUAAAAAACUUUUAUUGCGAAAAGCUUUGAUGUUUGGCAUGUACUCUUCAAAAGUUAUUAAAAUCAUGCCCAAGAGGUUAAAAUUGAUUUCACACAAGAAGAUUUAUAUAGGCUUAUAGGAAAAUAACCUUUUACGGUAGUUGUUUCUGGGACAGAAUAUUCUGUCCCAAGUUAUUUCUUUUUUACAAAACUCGAUGCCCAGAAAUAAUAUUUUGGGCAUGUAGCAUUGCUUUGUGGUCUGUUAUAAAAGUAACAUAAACCAUGUCCUUGAAGACAACAAAGGUCUAGCCUUGGGGUCACUUAGUUUGAAUAGACUUGCAUAGUAAAAUCCUUUAAGUCUUCUUGUAUGAUAUUACCAUGCCCAGAGUUAUGAUAUUUAGCACAUUAUAUUUUCCAGGGGACAUUUGCAAAUGUUUAAAAAAAAUCUACAGCUGGGGUCAGAAACGAUAACCAAUGUGACUUUAUUACUGACUUGCAUGAAAAAAUAAUGGCUAUUUCUAGUAACGUUUCUCCAGUGAGGUAUCCAGGGCCAUCACGACCCUCUUAUUUGUUUGUUAACUUGUCGAGACAAGCUUUUUAGGAUCUGUUCACUAUAAAGCAAUUAUAAUGUUCGAGCGUGCUUCGGACAGCUCUUAUGUUUGAAUGUAUUAUUCUAAAUAUAAAUAAAAUUAAUAGGGA